AUGUUCGGCGCUGGACUCGGUCUUGGCCACACUCUUGCUGCACCCGCCGCGCCCUUCUUCGCGCAGGCUCCGGUUCACGUUAAACAUUUCGUCAGUGCUCCUGCACCUACCACGGCUGUAGUCCACCACGCUCCACUUGUGAGGCAGGUCGUUGCCGCUCCUGCUCCAUCUUUUGUUCACCACGCCCCAGCGGCACCUUUGUUUAACGUCCCACGCAUCACGGUAGCCGCUGCUGCUCCGGUUGUGCACCACGCUGCUCCCGCCGUCGCCUACCGUACCGCUGCUCUCGCCGCUCCUUUGGCAACAUUCGGAGCUGGACUCGGCUUCGGCCAUACUCUUGCCGCACCUGCACUUGCGGCAGCGCCAGCUCCCGUGCACGUGAAGCAAUUUGUAUCGGCUCCAGCGCCGGCUCCCAAUUUCUUCCACCAUGCCCCAGUUUUCGCUGCGCCCCGCGUCGCAGUAGCAGCUGCUCCAACGGUCGUCCAUCACGCCGCUCCAGCCGUGGUUCAGCACACCGCUCCGGCUCUUGCAUACCGCAGUGCUGCCCUGACAGCUCCACUGGCCACUUUCGGUGCAGGACUCGGCUUUGGACACACGUUCGCUCCUGCGUCAGCUCUGGUCCACCAAGCCCCUGCCGUCGCAGCUGCCGUUCCUCACGUUAAGCACUUCGUUUCCGCUGCAGCUGUGGCUCCAGCACCUGCCGUGUUCGCUGGACCAGCAGUCGCUCCUGCUCCUGUCGUUCACCAUGUGAAGCAGUUUGUAUCCGCCCCGGCCGUCGCUGCUGCGCCAGCAUUCGCUGCAGCUCCCGCCCUAGUCCACGCCACUCCAGCAGCCAACCUAGUCGCUUACCGCACCGCUGCCCUGGGCGCUCCCCUCGCCACGUUUGGAGCCGGUCUCGGUUUGGGCCACACACUCGCUGCUCCUGCGGUACCUCAUGUCAAGCACAUCUUCUCUGCUCCAGCUGCCGCACCUGCAGCUGUCUUUCAACAUGCUCCCGUGGUCCAGCAAGUACACGCCGCUGCCCCAGCCGCCUUCGUCCAACAAGCCCCCGUAGUCCAGCACGUUCAGGCAGCACCCAGCGUAGUUGCCUACCGCCAAGCCGCGCUCGCAGCUCCACUAGCGACGUUCGGAGCUGGUCUGGGUUUCGGUCACACCUUCGCCGGCCCGGCUACUUCGGUGCUCCACCACGCCACUCCGGCCGUCCACCAUGUGAAGCACAUUGUCCCCGCUGCUCCAACCUUCGCUGCUCCAGCUGCCCCUGCCGUCGCCGUCGCCCACGCUCCGGCGCCAGCUUUGGUCCACCACCUCGCCGCUCCUGCAGUCGCCGCGGCUCCCCAGGUCGUCGCUUACAAGACUGCGGCCCUGUCCGCUCCACUGGCCACUUUUGGCGCCGGCUUGGGUUUCGGACACACCUUCGGAGCUCCAGCUCUGCUGCAGGCUCCCGCUGCCGUUCCUCACGUCAAGACGCUCGUACACCACGCUCCGGCGGCCGUCGUCCAGCAGGCAGCUCCGGUGACAGUGGUCCAACAGCAGCACGCAGUAGUCCAUCACGCCGCUCCGGCCGGCGCAGUGGUCCACCACGCCGCUCCUGCAGCAGCCGUCUUCCACCACGCUGCUCCCGCCGCGGCAGUUGUAGACCCGCUGGCAUUCGAUCUCAGUUACCAGAAGCUCUUCGCUUCUGGUCUCGGUCUGGGUCAGACCAUCUCGUACGGCAACGGCCUCGACGAGGAGCCCGGCUGGGAGGUGAAGUACAUCGAGUUGCUUCGCAGGAGGAAGAAGAAGUGA
Molecule: messenger RNA, 1785 nt
Organism: Dermacentor andersoni
Lineage: Eukaryota; Metazoa; Arthropoda; Arachnida; Ixodida; Ixodidae
Source: RefSeq, a predicted model, not a curated record